Molecule: messenger RNA, 1461 nt
Organism: Vigna radiata var. radiata (mung bean)
Lineage: Eukaryota; Viridiplantae; Streptophyta; Magnoliopsida; Fabales; Fabaceae
Product: putative homeobox-leucine zipper protein ATHB-51
Exons: 3
Coding region: 474-1145 (223 amino acids)
Biological process (GO): positive regulation of DNA-templated transcription
Cellular component (GO): nucleus
Molecular function (GO): DNA-binding transcription factor activity, RNA polymerase II-specific; sequence-specific DNA binding
Source: RefSeq, a predicted model, not a curated record
UAUUUCCCGUUUUCUAUCCCAUUUUACCCAUUUUGCACCAUUUUUUUCUGCUAACACAACGAGAUACUGCCUCAAUGGAAACACUCCAUUCAUAGGUCUAUGAUCAAAUAUGGUCCCCGUUUAAGCCUUCCUGGGGGCCAACUGACACAUGCCUUCCCUUUUUCACGCCUUCUUCUCUCUCUCUUUCUCUCUCUCUUUCUCUUCCCAACCUACUCUCUAGUACGGUCUCUGCAUUAAACACAAAACUUUGUUGCGCCCCAAAAGUGAAGUAGGAUCAUCCACGCAACAAAAACCUCACCAAAUUCACAACCCUUCUCUUAAUAUAUACCCACCUUAUACUUUUAAAUUUUAUUUUUCUCUUUGAGGAAUCUAAUCUCUAUCUUCUCUUCAAUGCCUAUGUGGUCCAUAUAAAGAUUGGAGCAAGACUGAGAUAAGUUUAAGGGAAGAAGAGAGACAAGAAAACAAUACCAGACAUGGAGUGGAAUGGGAGCACAAGACGUUAUGUUCCUCGACCAGACUCUUCCUUCGGCUUCCUUUACAACUACAACUACACACCAUACCCAGGAAUUGAAGUGAAGCAACAAAGUAUAGCAGAGUCAAGUUCAUCCAUGGAAAAAAUGAACUGCGGGAACCAGGACAAGAAGAAGAGAUUAACGACUGACCAGUUGGACUCCUUGGAGAGUAGUUUUCAGAAGGAGAUAAAGCUAGACCCUGAUAGGAAGAUGAAGCUUUCCAAAGAGUUAGGGCUUCAACCUCGCCAAAUUGCUGUUUGGUUCCAAAAUAGGCGUGCAAGGUGGAAGAACAAGCAACUCGAACACUUGUACGAUUCACUUAAACAGGAAUUUGAUGUCAUAUCCAAGGAGAAACAGAAGCUAGAGGAAGAGGUAAUGAAGUUGAAGGGUAUGCUGAGAGAGCAAGCUUCUAGAACACAAGUGUCAACAGGUUACACAGAAAUCUCUGGAGAAGAAACAGUAGAAAGCACGUCAGAGGCUCUGCGUUGCUCCAAACGGAGAACACUGCAGCAGCAGCAGCAGCAGCAUCAUCAUCAUCAGAAUAUUGGAGAAGGAAACUGUUCUUUCACUUUGGAAGAUUACAACACAGUUCCAGUACUACCCUACUGGCCUGGGGUCCCUUACUAUCCCUAAUGAAUAAUAUUUCAUGUUUCAAAUAAUAAUAUUGCGAGUGAUGAGUUUAGUUAAUUAACUUAAUUUAUUGGUAACGUAAUGUGUGUGUAGUUAAGGUGAUGGAAAACCCUUUUUCCGUAGGAACUGACAUUAGAGAUCAGAUCAAAGCGAUCCAGCAGAGAGACCUGCAUGUUGUUGGUUGGUACGGUAAUUAUGACGUUAAAUUAGCUGUUCCUGCAGACAUCACUUUAUUAGUCCAUUCCAAGAUGCAUGAAAAUCGUUAAUUGUUACGUACUGUUAUUUUAUAUAUAUAUAUGAUCCUUGUUUAUCACUAAAA